AUGUCGGGACGAGGCUACAGUGACGAUCGUCGUGAUGACCGUGGCGGUUACGGUGAAAAAGGUGGCGACCGACGCGGUUACGGUAGACAAGGAAGUUAGGACUACAGUAACCACAGAGGUUAAGAUCGUCAAGACCGUGGACGAGGCGAUCGCGAUCCGGGUUACGGUAAUGACUCCAACAGAGGCUACCGUGGCGACAGCAAUGGUCGCGGGGACGAGCGAAACUUCAGUCGCGGAGACCGUCGCGGCGACGAUCGCGAUUACGGUCGGGACGACAGACGCGACGACAGGCGCGACUUCGGUCGUGACGAUGGACGCAACUACGGUCGUGACGACAGACGCGACGACAGGCGCGACUUCGGUCGUGACGAUGGACGCGGCGACAGGCGCGACUCAAAUCGCGGCGACAGACGCGACUCAAAUCGCGGCGGUGGUCGCGGACGCGGCGAGCCGCGAGGUGGAGGACGCGGCGGCCCUCCUCGACCUGGUACUUCUAAACUUAUAUACCAGCCUAAAAAGAAAAAAAAUUGCUUUUGGAAAUGACCGUGUUCUUUAAGUUAUAAUUGCGGCCGCGAUGACUACAGUAAUUUAAAUUUUAUAGACGCUUUGUAUUUCAUUUUUUUUUGUUCUUCUGAGGUCGAAUCUUGAAUUUAUAUGAAAAGAAAAAAUUUUUUCCUGUAAUUGUUCCUGCUUCAGUUGUUCGACAAGAGUCGCCACAAGAGCUGCCAAAGGUGAGAUAUUCUCCUCUGUUUUUACUAUAUCACCACAAAAUCCAGUACCAAUUCUUGGAAAUUCAGGUGCCGCAACAACAAAUUGCCAAGCGACCGGACAAAGGAUGUGGCGGAAAAAACAGGCGCGAAGUUUUCGCGAAUUUCGUCAGGGUGAUUCGAAAAUCCAUCAAAAGAAUAUAAAUUUAUAACAUUUUUCCAGGUCUACGUGCCGGAACAUAUGAGAGUUCAUAAGUAUGAUAUGCAAUUUUUCCUGCUCAAGAACCGACAGGAAGUGCCGAUGAAGAAAACGUAAGAAAAUAAAAAUCAAUCUUCAGAAAAAAGUGCUCAUGAUAAUUUUGAUUCAGGGAAGACAUUUCGCGGGUCUUCUGGAAAAUGAUCGGAGAAGGGCCCGCCCUCGGGGAUAAUCGGAUCGUUUUCGACGAUAAGACGACCUGUUGGUGAGUUUUAGGCGGAAAAUGAUUGAUAUUCUUCGAAAGUUGUUUGUAGCUUUUUCCAACAUCACUGUAUGUGAGCCAGUGUAUGGCGGGGAAAAUAUUCUAAAGAGUUUUUGAAAAUUUUUUCUAUUUUCUUCCAAAUUCAACUUGAAACUUGAAAAAAAGAAGAAAAAAGUCGGCGACCUUUUUUUAAUAUAGUUUUGAGUGGAAGUAUAACCUUUUUAAAAUUGUAAUUCUUCCAAAAAUCAUUUAAGGCUAGGCGCCAAGCCCAAGUGGCCACUUGAGCGGUUUUUCGGACUCAACAAAAUGCUUGAGAAAUGCGGCUUUCUCCCUUUUAUCUUCCUUUUUCAGGUCUCUCGAGGACAUCCCGUUCCCUUUCACGCGGACACAAGACGGUACCAGAAUUUGGAAGGAAACGGCUCCGGUAAUUAUUCGAAAUUGAAACAAUUUGGGGGCUAGUAUAAUUUUCAUCUUCACGUCUCAAAACCACAUAUUUUGAUAGAAAAUCAAGAACUUCCGAAAAAAAGUCAGAGAAAAUUCAACGAAUUUCAGCCAAGCCGAGGACCGCCACGCUUUCAACCUGCUCUGGCCAUGAUUCGCUUCGUCCACCGCGAAAUCUACAGCUAUCCGGAAAUGGCUCACCUCGAAGAGGCGAUCGACUCGAUGCGCCGAUUGCUCGACUCCAUGGCGACUCAGGCCGCCCGUUAUCCCAAUCGGUUCGUUGAUUUUGGAGACAUUCCAGAAACAUUCAGGAAACGGGAAAACAGCUUGAAAAGAAGACUGAGUAAAUGAAAAAGACGUAUAUUUUACAUCAUUAGGAAGGCUUAGGUUGCCCCUUCAGAGGUUAGAGAAAAAAAAAACCUUUAGGAGGGACAAAAAAUAAGGGUAAAAUUCAGAUGACCCUCGCAUUUGUUUAGAUCUGACCCCUAAAUCUCCUAACCUUGCUUGGUCUCUAGAGGGGUCUCUUAAUCUAAUCUGAGAUUUAAAAAAAAGGCACAUUUAAUAAAAUUCGGUCUAUUAUUCCUCUUUUCACAUUUUUAAAUUCAAAAAGCGCCAGUUUAAUGGUCCCUAUAGAGGCAAGUAAAGUAGUCCCUGGAGGGAAUCCUUCAAGGAACCACUUUAGUGUUCUCAAGUACGAGAAAAAUACGUGGGCUGGAUCCCUCAAAAAGCCAAGCGAAAAAAAGUUCGAGAGUGGACUGAAAAAUGCCGCAUUUUGAAUUCAGCCCGAGAUGGAAGAGGGAGAUUUUUUAGCCUAGUGUGGAACAUUUGAUCUAAUUAGGACUUUUAGGGAGUUUUGCUGCUUCGAAAGUUUCAAAUAACGCCUUCCUCCAUAAUUUGUGUAGUUCACGAACUUCAGAGUCAUAAAUCAGUUAUAGGACAAAAAUCGAGAAUUUCGUUCAGCAGCUGAGAAAUGCUGAGAAAGCAUAACUUCUGAAAACUUUUCUCGCGUCCGAAUCUUCAGAAAACAUCUUCAAUUUGUUUCAGGGACGAAGAAAGCGCUCGCGAUGCUCACUACGCCACGAUCGGACGUGCGAUUUUUGCCAGGAACCCCUACCAAGACAAUUAUGCCAGAAAUCUCUCCGUCAACCUGCUCCGAGGCCUCGAGUGCUGGACCGGCCUUUCGAUCAGCAUCAAGAUGAACGGGGGUCUGGGGAUCUUCUGCAACGUCGAUGGUAUGCUGUCUAUUCGACAACGAACAAUUCAUAAUUGAUAUGCUUUUUUGUUCGAGGCGUCGAUUCUAGGCUAGGAACUGAUCCUACACUCACAACUUUAAUUGGAAUCAUCAAAAAAUCUCAUCACACCAAAGUUUUCGGAAUCAUCGCUUGAAAAAAAUGGGCCGCUUCAGAACUUGAUCAAACUUCACUGAAAGACGCUCUAGAGGACCCUGAUUUCGAAAAAAUAAAAAAGGUGGCGCUUUUUGCCUAUUAGUUCAAAUUUUGAAUAACGAUAUUAAGUUAGGGAAAAAGGGAAGUUUUGAGCGUCUUCUAGGCCUAACAACCUUUUGCGAUAGUUCAAUUUGAAUUGGAGAUUUUUUUUUUAGAAAAUACAGUGUUGUGCAACCUUUAACUUUUUUUCCACGAACCACAGAAGAAUGAACAUUUGAAAUGUUCCAGUGAAAAACUCGAUUGUGGUGGGCCCUGCACGAAGACUGACGGACGAGAUGAUAGCAAUUUCUUGCGCAAAAUCCGUGGAAAUCUCACCGUCGACAGAGGCGCAAAAAGAUGCUUUUUUAACGGAGAAUGGCAUGUCGAGCACCUUUCGCAAAGUGAUGGAUCAAAUAUUUAAAGGUUUGAAUGAUGUAUGAAUAAAGGUAUCAUUCGAAAGUGGCUGCUAACUCCAUUCUUCUCUUCGAAAUCGGGAGAAAUUCCAAAAAAAAAACCGCUUUUUUCACUUUGCUGAAAGAAGUUAGUGCGAUUCAAAAAAAGAGGUCAAAAGACAGAUCAACAGCGACCUAGAGAGAUGCCAGACUUGCAAAGACGCUCUCGUUGUCUGGCGCCUCUCCAGCUCGUCAAUUGUCCUUUCACUCCAAUCUUUUGCGUCGCAACUAUAGUCUGUUCAUAUUUUGAAUGUCAACCAGCUUACUCCGCCCCUGCUGAGACGGUACCUUUUCGCGUCGAUGUUUUAUCGCGCGGGACUAAUUUUGAUCUUUUUUGAUCUAAAAGAUAGAAAAAGAAGUCAAAAAUGCAGCAUUAUUAAAGGUUCAUCGUCAUCUGGAUAUAAAACAUUGACGCGAAGGAUAUUGUAGCCUUGGGGGUGGAGUUAGCUGCUUGACGUUGAAAAUCUGAACAGACUAUACCGAUUUUCUCCCAGAUAAACUUUCAAGCGUGUUUGAAGGAAGAAGAAAAACGUUUCCUAUGUUCAGGCGUCAGAUGUGUCGAAAUGCGAAAUAACAGGAAGUUCGAGUACAACGGAUUGACCUCGCAAGGAGCCGAUAAGACCUUGUUUCAGGCGAGUUUUGAUAAGUUUGUUCUCAACAAGGAAAUUAUUGAGAACAUUCUAUUUUUUGAGUUUCAGCUCGUCAGAGACGGAAAGCCCAUCAUCUUGAGCGUUGCCGAAUACUAUGAAAAGCACUUGCAAGCGAAACUUCGAUAUCCCCAUUUACCUUGUGUUAUGGUACGUUUUUUGUUGUUGGAAAUGGAAAAAAGUCAUUCCAAAUGCGACCUUAGUUUAGGAAAUGAAAACUAAUAAAAGUUUAGAAGAACAAAAGGCAGCAGAAAAGUUGCUAUCGCUUAUCGAGAUAUUUUCUACUGAACUUGGUCGCAGUUGGAAUGGCUUGACGCAUUACGGUUGCGGUGCAAUUAAAGCUUUUUUUUUAAAUUUUUGUCUCAAUUGUGACCAUAGGUUUUCAAAUAACUUUCAGUCAAAAAAAGAGAAAAGCUUUGAAAACACUUAUUCGAUUUCCAUCUCUUUUCGAGAGUCAUUUCGAAAAAUUGGCUCCCGAAGCGCUGCAACCUUCUCUCAGCCAUUCCAAGGAGAUUUUGUCGUUUGCAGAGCUCGAAGAAAAGUAACGGGGCACUGUAUCCGCUGGAAUGGGUCGGGACUCUGGACACGCUUAUCCAUCCGUACAACAAGCCGUUGAAGCAAGAUGACCGACAUUUGAUGCUCCAGGUCCGCAUUUCAGGAUUGAAACGAAACUCAAAAGUCUCUGUUCGAAAUUGGGCAAACAAGAAAAAUGAAUUCGAGUUUUUUUGAAGAAAAACAUGUCUAACUAGAGAUAAAACAAAAAGUUUAACCAACUUUUUUCCCAAUCAAUCUCUAUUUCUAUCUUUUUUUUUCCAGGGAACCUCCGACCUGCCGAAUCGCCGAAAGAAACUCAUCGAUCAGUUGGCUUUCAAUCCGGUUUUCUAAAAAUACAUUGAAAAAAGAGUAAUCUCAAUUUUUCAGCCCGGAGAAAACCCACAGCAGCCGCCGAUUUUCCGGAAAAACGACCCAUAUUGCGAGAAGUUCGGCGUCGAAUUUGGUCGGGAAUUCAUUCGCCUUCCCUCGUUGGUCCUUCCAGCUUUGGAACUUGACUUCGAGGUUGGCUUUUUUUGAAAGAGUUCAGGAAAAACCUCUCUUUUUGAGCCCUUAGCGAAAAAAAAAAUGUUUUUCAGUCGGACCCAUCGAUCAAACAGGCAGAAAUUGCCACCGGAAUGUGGGACUUGAAGCUGCCGAAUGGCGAAUUCAGGUUGAUUUUCGAGAAAAUGGUCAAGAAAAAUAGUCUUUUUUUCAGAAAAGUGCCCGAAAGCCAACGCAGAAAAAUCAUUACGGCAGUGAUUUGGUUCCUCGACCCGAGACACGACUUCGCAUCGACAGAAGAGAUGAACGUCUUGGACAGACACAAGUGAGACAAAACAGCCGAAAAAAAAGAAUAUUUCGCGCUCUAUGGCUCAUUUAGUGAGCAUGAAGUCAUGAUAAACGGAAAGUAGUUCUGAUCGCAGUAUUACUUCAUAAAAGAUCUUUUAAGAGAGUUGUUAGUAAGCUGAUGAUUUCGAACAUGACGUCAUAGCGGUACUUUUGAAAUGAAACUUUGAGCGUUAUGACGUCAUAGAAAAGCUUCUGACCUCUUUCAAAUCUUCGAAGAAUUUCUAAGAAAAAUAGAGUCAACGAAAAAGAGCAUUUGAGACCUAUGACGUCAAAAAAAUUAUGAGAAUAGUGACGUCAUUUGUAAAAAAAACUCGAAAAACAUUAGUUGGAAAAAUACUUCUGAACAAAAAGUUAUCGUAGAGAUCCUAAAAAAGAAUCAUGGCAUUUUUCGACAUAUACUUUCGAAAAUCACGUCAUCAUAGUGCUUUUGAGCUUAAUGACGUCACUUUCAGUACUACUUCAAAAUCUAGCACUGAACAUCAUGAUGUCACUUCUAAGGUUUUUUUUGAAAAAAAAUGUGACGUCAUCUUUGAAUUUCGGUUCUUUCAGAAAGAUAAAAGCGUAAUGACAGUAAUUUUGAAUAAAAAUUCAUAAUUUUCAGCCAAAACGAGCCGCACGGCCCGAACAAUUCGCGUAUGGCGACCAUCUUCAAAACUUUCGAGGCGUUUGGACACACCUGGGGUGGUCAAAAGAUGUUCGGAGUGAGCAUUUUGUUGAUUUGAAUUAAGCAUUUUUUGGCUUUUUACGAGCUUAAAUUUUUUUUAUGUUUGAUCUUGCAAUUAGUGUGAAUCAUCAGAAGUUCUGAAAAAGAAGGUUGUUUGCAGUGCGAAAUUUGAAGAUUUUUCAAAAAGUUAUCAUUAGAAAAUUCAGGAUUUUUCAUUAUUUUUUGACUAUUUUUUGCAAUUCAAAACCUGAUUUGACCCCCUUGUAAGUUUUUAUUCAUUUCAGAACAGGGUCUAUCAUCAGAAAAAUUUACCCGACGGCCGGCCGAGACCAAAUGAUGUCUCGCUUCAUCAGGACUUGGAUGAAUUUAUCAUGGACUUCAAAAGAGGCGUACGUUUUCCCAGCUUUUUUCUCCUUUUGUCUAUGUACCAUUGAAGUUUGCCUUUUAGCUGUGCUCUUCAAGUUUUUCAGUUCCAUCCCUUCAAGCUUUAGCUAUGCUCCUUUAAGCUUCAAAUGUGUUCAUUCAAAAGUUCAGCUAUAUUGGUUCAAAUUUGAGAUUUUCUCCAUACAAUUUCAGCUAUUUUUCCUUCAAAUUGCAUCUAUAACUUUUUCAAUUCUAGCUUCGUAAUUAAGCUCAACUUUUCUGUUUUCAUUUUUUUUUUCUGAUCUCUCGGUUUUCCAGGUCAAGAGGAACUUUCCGGAUUAUACCCCUCUGAUACUUGCGAUCUUUGCCGAGAAAUGCAGCACGAUCAAGGGAUAUGCAAACGAUUACUGUAACUUUACCAUAGCCAUGGCGAAAUCCGAAUUUCCUCAUUUCUUCAGGCACUUUCAAGCAGGCGUGCGACGUCGCCUACGGUGUCCACUGCCAAGGAAUCACGCAGAAAGUGUUCAAAAAGAUUACGGUGGGUCAGAACGACGUCAUGUUAUUCAUGCAAAUUGACGUUAUUUGAACUGAGUAGAGUGAAGGAAAAAUGUAACCUUUUUAUCCCAAUUUUUCCGGAGGAUGACAUAGUCUAGCUGAAGAAGAACCUAAUUUUUUUUUCGAAAAAUGGCGUGAUUUUUGGAAAAGAAAAGUCGCAAGAAUUUCCGCAGUUUUUUCUUCCUGAAAAAAUGGCGUCAGCGAAAUUUCGUGACGUCAUUCUAACUUUUUCUCAAAAAAGAAACUGUUUGAAAACCCGUUGGAAGAAAUUGAUUGGGAAAUUUGAAAAAAAAAACCGAUCUUUUUACAAAACUAUCCAUUUUUUUCCUAAUAAACUAUCUCUUUCAGGGCAAUCCACUGACUUGCGCGACGUCUUUCCUGCUCUCGCUGAAAAAUGAUGCUGAAACUUGGAGUCGUGUACUGCCUCGGCAAUGGAAGGGUUCACAAAAAGUGAGGAGAAAAAAAUCGAGAAAAAAGAAAAUAAUAAAACCCAUAUUUUUCAAAACCGCCUUGAAAAAAACACCGUUUAAAAAAACCUUUUUAUUUUUUUGACUCGGGUUUUUAGUCUUCAAAUCAGGACUAGGUUGAGAGUUCGGCAAUAUAUUCAAUUUAAAUCGCGAAAGGUUCAAAAAAUUUUUAAGUAAAUUUGGAUAACUUGAAAAGUCAUUGAGAUAGACAUAAGGCCGGAAAGGGAUAAAAGUGGUCAAAAUUAACUUUCAGCUGGGAGAAAAUCACGGACGAAAAUGA
This is a messenger RNA of Caenorhabditis auriculariae, 7841 nucleotides long. NCBI's taxonomy places the organism in Eukaryota, Metazoa, Nematoda, Chromadorea, Rhabditida, Rhabditidae. The record is from the annotation of a GenBank genome assembly.